CCGAGACUAGCGAGAGAGCGCGGCCCGAACGCGCACUGGGUCACACAAAAAUUUUUACAAUACUCACAACAAAUAUUGCUGAAACUGCAUAGAAACACCAUCCGGGGAUUUACCGCAGGGAUCCGUCGCGGCGCGGACGAUUCGUUGAUCGAGGAGUAUUGUUUAUCGUACGGCGGAAUUCAGUGCGCAUUGUGAUAUACUUCGUAUAUAAAAUUAUUUGUUCGGUUGUUGUUUUUUUUUUGAAAUUUGUAUUUGUGGAGUGGAGUGUUCGUAAUUCGUUGCCAAUCUGGCGGCGUACCUCGAAGGUGGGCCCGCAAUCGCCCCCGUGGGGACGCUGACGCUGAGGGCCGGAUUGGCCCAUGUGCCCGUCGGGCCCAAUUCCGGCUAUUUGCAUUCGACGCACAAUAUAGGUAGGUGUGAGCCAGCCGCAGGGAUGCUAAUAGCCUGCGCGGGCUGCGAGAAGCCGAUCCUGGAUAAGUUCCUUUUGAACGUGUUGGAGAGGACCUGGCACGCGGAGUGCGUGAGGUGCUUCGACUGUCACGCGCCCCUUACCGACAAAUGUUUCUCCAGGGAGAGCAAAUUGUUCUGCAGGAGUGAUUUCUUUAGGCGGUACGGUACGAAGUGCGGCGGUUGCGGUCAGGGAAUAUCGCCGAGUGACUUAGUGAGAAAAGCCAGAGACAAAGUGUUCCAUUUGAAUUGCUUCACCUGCUUGGUGUGCAGGAAGCAGCUCUCCACCGGCGAGGAACUGUACGUGUUAGACGACAACAAAUUCAUCUGCAAGGAUGAUUAUUUGAGCGGGAACAAAACGGCUGUUAUUACAUCACAUCAUCAAGAAUCACUAAUGGGAUCAGCGUCGGAAGACGAAGAAGACGACGAUAAUAGUACCGCGUCGUCGGUUUUAAAACAUCACCCUAUACAUAGUUCACUUCCACCAGCUCCUGGUGAAACGAAUAACAACUCGCUACCUUCGGAUAUUUCUAGUUCAAUAGGCCAGGAUUCCAAAACGGGCCAAGACGAUUCGGAGGACCAGAACUCGCUGGACGGCGAUCCGGAGACGCGCGACUCGCAGACGGAGAACAAGAGCCCCGACGACAGCAGCGCCGGAUCGAAGCGUCGCGGUCCCCGCACCACCAUCAAGGCGAAGCAGCUGGAGAUAUUGAAGAACGCGUUCUCGCAGACGCCGAAGCCGACGCGGCACAUCAGGGAACAGCUGGCCAAGGAGACCGGCCUGCCCAUGAGGGUGAUACAGGUGUGGUUCCAAAACAAGCGGUCGAAGGAGCGCCGCUUGAAGCAGCUCACGUCGAUGGGCCGCGGCCCCUUCUUCGGCGGCUCCAGGAAAAUGCGCGGCUUCCCCAUGAACCUGUCGCCCGGCGGGCUGGAGGACGGCCCCCCGGGUUUCGCCUACUUCGCCGACGGGAAGUUCGAAUUCGGCUACGGCGGGCCCCCCUUCCAUCCGCACGACGGGCCCUUCUUCGGCGGACACCAUCCGGGCGGCGGCCCCGGCGGGCAAGGCAUGCCCUUCGGCCAAGGAGGUGGUCCGAUGGACCAUGGGCCGCUGCCGCUGGGCGCCGGAGACUUCGGCGGUCUGCCGAACGAGCAGGGCCAGUUCAUGGGCCAGCAGGGCCCCGGGCCGGACAUGAUGCCGGGCAACGGGGGCAGCGGAGGCGGCCGGGGCGGCAGUCCCGAGUUCAUGUCGCCCGGCAACUUCUCCGACAACCAGCAGCAGCUCAACGAGGGGCUGGUGUGGUAGCUGGCGAAAGCUCUGGCCAAACGGGCCAGAGAAUAGUGACGGUUUUCCUUCCUUUUGUUCGUUUUGUAAAUAGUAAAUGUAUAUUGACGGGUGACGUGUUGACGGUUGACAGGUGACGAGUUUGACGGAAUCGUCCGUUUUGAUUGCGUUGUUUUUUUUUGGGCGUCGAUUCGACUGGCUAGAUUGUUCGUUAAGUUUUAUUGAUGUUGUUGUCGGAGGAAGAUCCGAAAUGGCUAGUGGAAUUGACGUGGAAAAAAAUUAUUUUAUUUAUUUAUCAUCGUUUCGUCAGGAUUUUUAUCAUUUCAUUCGGCAUGUUUUCAAAUGAGGCACUACUUUUUUAAAGUAUCGAUUUUCUUUGAAGUCAAGUACUUUGAAGAAAAAAAAAUGGCGCUUGAAUAGUUUAAAAACGUAGAAAAUCUCACACAAUCUCUAUACUUUUUUUAAAAUGUAGUAAUUUCCCAGCUCGUACAUUAUUUUGUGUUAUUCCAAGGAAGAUUCAAUUAACUACUAACUACUGAGAAAUGACAUAAAUGACAAGUGACAUUUUAUUAUCUGUCACCACUAAGAAGUGUCAUUAUAAGUUAUUACAAGCUGUAAAAUAUUCAGCCAGUUAUAAUAACCAAAAAUAAUCUUAGAAAACUGAUGCUAUAAAUAAUUUUUGGUUAUUCGUCAACGAGUAAAUUAAUUGAUAAUCAUCCUUAGUUUAAUUAUUAAUUAAUUAAUAUACCGUAUCCAUCAAAUACAGGGUAUAUUAUAAUAAUAACUAUAAAAUAAACGGGUUGUGAGUUACUAAUUUUAUCCCCUUCGGUUUAUCAUUUCCGACCACUCAUUUUAGGCAUUCUCGCGGUGAUUUUACUGUAAAUAUUAAUAAAUAAAGGUGUACAUAAAUUGUACAUAACAAAAAAAUAUAUAGUAACAUAUUAAAAUGAUGUCGUUCGAACGUGCCGCUACGUUUCGAGCGCCAUCUGUAUCAUUUGUAAAUCGUCUCAUUCGUAAAUGAAUUAUCGCGAUAAUUGUCGUUUCUAAAUCGUACUAAGAAAAAGUGCCAAGAACAAUAUUGUACAAGUCGAUUUUUCCUGUUAAAAGUCGGCGUUAAUUCCCUCCGAUUUAGCACAUCUGCUUAUUUAUUUCUUAACUUGGCAGCGUUGCAUAUAGUUGACCUAAUUGGGUUAACAAAUAUGCUGUGUUGUGAAGUUGAUUUAUACUAAUUUUGAAUCUAGUAGAUAUUAAUUGAUAAAGGGAAUUUUAUGCAAGAUCCCUUUUUUACUACGUACAAUUUUCAUUAAUUACCACAUUACCUUGCUUAAUGAAUUUAACGAGUUCGGGGAAUUAACGCCUGCGAAAUCGACGCGGAUAAACGAGAUUUUAAAUGUAAAAAAAUGAUGUAAUUGCUAUUAAAAUAUUUAUGUAUGUGUGUCCAAUAAAAAAAAACUGUCAUCUAGUUGGCUUCGGAAUGUCCUCACCGGAAUCCCAAGCCGACUUUGACGAUUUAGUUUGCGAAAAUACGAAGGAAGAGAUGCCCAGGCGGGGUGAAGUCUAGUUGAAAGCUUUAAUUUCACCAAUUUUAACUAAAUUAUCUUGCAAUAUAGAAGGGCGUUUACGAACAACGUGGUAGAAAUUAAUGGAAUAUAUUGAGUGAAAUUAGUUCUUUCUGCUUAAACUUGCACCGUCUAGGAUACAAACGAAAGGAAAAAAAUCUAAAUGUAGUGCAUAUACGAUCAAUACACGGAGCAAAAAUCGAUGCAUUUCAUUUUUCUAUUGCUGUAUAAAUAUAAAUGGUUGUCGAAUGUAACUAGAUAUAAAUAUAAAUAAAGCCUAUAGCGAAUAGGGUGCGUCGAUUUUUGCUAUUGAUUCGAACGACAUUCACUCUUGUACAUACAUUAAAAUGUUAAUAAUUUCGUGCACAUUUCUAACUAUCAUUGGUAAGAUAUAUUUGUUCCUUGUUCUAUUUUGUGUUCUUCUUGAUUUUGUUCAUAUAUGUUUCGUUAUGUUCUUAGAAAAAAAAUCAUGCAGAAUCUUGCCCAGUUAUCGUACAAAUUAUUUGUACAAAAAUCGAAAAGAAAAAAACAGCUGUAUAAAGAAAGCCCCUCUAUUGAAUUAAUGUAAAUUGUUAAUAUUAGGUGUCCG
Phyllotreta striolata is the source of this 3877-nucleotide messenger RNA. The record is from the annotation of a GenBank genome assembly. NCBI's taxonomy places the organism in Eukaryota, Metazoa, Arthropoda, Insecta, Coleoptera, Chrysomelidae.